This is a messenger RNA of Acipenser ruthenus (sterlet), 4419 nucleotides long. RefSeq names its product solute carrier family 25 member 18 (gene slc25a18). Gene Ontology annotation, biological process: L-glutamate transmembrane transport; aspartate transmembrane transport; malate-aspartate shuttle. The record is from RefSeq and is a predicted model, not a curated record. The transcript has 10 exons. Bases 188 to 1144 code for a protein of 318 amino acids. Gene Ontology annotation, molecular function: L-glutamate transmembrane transporter activity; L-aspartate transmembrane transporter activity. NCBI's taxonomy places the organism in Eukaryota, Metazoa, Chordata, Actinopteri, Acipenseriformes, Acipenseridae.
GUUCUUUGCAUUACCAGGGCUGGCUCCUGCACGCUACAAAACAGACUCUCUGAGAUACACACGGGGAAGGACUGCAAGUGGACUGUGCAGAAGUUUCUUUUGGCAGUAGAGGUCCUUCAUAACUAAGACCAGGACUCAUUAACCUACCAAAGGUGACUCGAAUCUUUUUACAAAUCCAAAGAACAACAUGGCUGACCACAAAAUCAGUCUCCCUGCUAAGCUGAUUGACGGUGGUAUCGCAGGGCUGGUGGGGGUGACGUGUGUGUUUCCCAUCGACCUGGCAAAAACACGGCUGCAGAACCAGCAGGGACAGCGCCUCUACACAGGAAUGUUAGACUGCUUGGUCAAAACAGUUCGACAGGAAGGCUAUUUUGGAAUGUAUAGAGGUGCAGCAGUGAAUCUCACUUUAGUGACUCCAGAAAAGGCGAUCAAACUGGCUGCAAACGAUUUUUUCCGAAAGCUGCUGUCUAAUGACGGAAAAAAACUUACUCUUUUUAAAGAGAUGUUAGCAGGGUGUGGAGCUGGGACCUGCCAGGUCAUUAUUACCACACCUAUGGAAAUGCUCAAAAUCCAGCUCCAGGAUGCAGGUAGACUAGCCGCCCAGAAGACUGUGUCCACAGCCGGUGGCUCUCCUCCCCCCCAGGCCCGAGCAUUCUCCACCAGCACAUCAGCUGUCCACAGGCGCCCAUCUGCCACUAUGCUGGCCAGGGAGCUCCUGAAAACCAAAGGGAUCAGCGGGCUCUACAGAGGAAUCGGCGCCACGCUGGUCAGGGAUGUGCCUUUCUCCAUGAUCUACUUCCCCCUGUUUGCCAACCUCAACAGGCUGGGGCAGAGAAGCCCUGGGGAGACGGCCCCCUUCUAUCACUCCUUCCUAGCGGGCUGUGGAGCUGGUGCUGUGGCAGCCGUGGCUGUGACCCCUCUUGACGUCAUUAAGACUCGUUUACAAACCCUCCGAAAAGGCGUGGGAGAGGACACCUACAGAGGAACUGUGGACUGCGCGAGGAGAAUCUGGCAGCGGGAAGGGUACUCUGCUUUCUUGAAAGGAGCUGGGUGUCGCGCUCUGGUCAUCGCACCUCUGUUUGGGAUUGCCCAGGUGGUCUACUUCUUAGGCGUCGGGGAAUAUCUCCUGGCCAAUCUUGGUUAGAUACCUCCCUGAAUUAAAUCCUGGCUCAGAUUGGAUCCGUUCAGAGCAUAGUGCUACCAAAGAUACUGAACACUUCACUAGAAAGAAUCUGCACAUCAAUGGCUUUGCUACUUUCAGAGCUUACAAAAUCCACCUCUAUUUCAUUGUGAAACUGUUACUUGGAAGAUACUGGUUUAUAUAACAAAAAGUCUUUACUAUAAUAAGUCUCAAUAUAGGAACUUUUUGUUAAUCACCUUACUUUAAUUGCAAAUGUUAAAGCUCUCUGUGCUUUGACAAUAACAGAAUACCAUACUGCCACAUUAUGGCUUGACCAACGUUUUAAUAAAGUAUUAUAGUGUAACCUUAUCACUGAUCCCUUUACUGUUGCCUGCAACAUCCAUUUGUUCAGUGCUUGUUUGUUUUUUACUUUUUCGAUAUGCAGAUUUUUCACGUCCCAUGUUGUGGCUUAAAACAAGCAAAGAUCUUCAGUACAACAGCGAUCAAUGAUUAAGUAGCUAAUCUACAGGUAGUGGACAAAAAAAUGGAAACACCAAUGUAAAGUCACUUAAUAGGGCGUUGGGCCACUAUGGUAUCCCGCUCUGUGGAGUUCUCGGCGGACCGUUUUUGAUGAAACUGGCUGCUCGCGCCCCAGGUUGAAAUUUGCAGUCAAUUGAUCUGAAGUUGCUCGACUGUUUUGCCUUGCACUUCAAAUUAAUGCACGGAUAUCACGAUCCUGGAGUAUGCGCUUCCGCCCACUGUUGCCCUUUGCUGAUGAUGUAUUUCCCUCGGAGUUCCAUGCCGACAUCACCUUAGACACCGUUGCUCGUGAAACAUCAGCAAGUUGAGCUGUCUUGGUCACUGAAGCUCCUGCCAAACGCGCCCCAACAAUCACCCCUCUUUCAAAGUCACUGAGGUCUCCUCUUGCAGCCAUGCUAGCCAUAAUUAUAGGCAACCAGGCCUGUCCAGCAUUUUUUUUUUUUUUUUUUUUUAAUUUAGUCGUUGCCAAUUAGUUUUUAUUAUUUUCUCCCCAAUUUGAAAUGCCCAAUUAUUUUUUAGGUUCAGCUCACCGCUACCACCCCUGCGCUGACUCGGGAGGGGCGAAGAUGAACACACGCUGUCCUCCGAAGCGUGUGCCGUCAGCCACCCGCUUCUUUACACACUGCGAACUCACCGUGCAGCCGCCUCAGAGCUACAGCGUCGGAGGACAACGCAGCUCUGGGCAGCUUACAGGCAAGCCCGCAGGCGCCCGGCCAGACUACAGGGGUCGCUGCUACGCGGUGAGCCGAGGACACCCUGGCCGACCUAACCCUCCCUCCCCCCGGGCGACGCUCGGCCAAUUGAGCGCUGCCCCGUGGGAGCUCCCGUCCACAGUCGGCUGUGGAAUUGUCUGGACUAUAGAGCGCGUCCUGCACUCUCUGUCCAGCAUUUUUAAACAUGACCCUAAGCAUGCUGGGAUGUUAUUUGCUUAAUUAACGCAUGAGCCACACCUGUGUGGAAGCCCUUGCUUUCAAUAUACUUGGUGUCCCUCAUUUACCCAGGUGUUUCCAUUGUUUUGUCCACGACCUGUAUUUCUUAUUCUUAGCUCACUCUGCUGUACCUGAUGUUCUUGAGACAUGAUUCCGAGAGCUCUAUUUAGGCCACUAAUGACUGAACAGACAUGAUACAAAGGGAAUCUAUGCAACAAGAAUAUAUUUGUUAAGGUGCCUAGGAUAUUUCAAAAUCUGUAUGAACUUUCAGUUAGUACAGAAUUGAAGUUUAAACAUUAAAAAAAAAACGAAAUACUGUAGCUAUCAUUUACUACAAUAAAUCAGCAAACUGACAUUGACACUAACAACAUGUAUUUAACAAAGUUAUUUUUCUGAUAGUAUUGUUUUGUCUGUAUAUCUGUUGAAUAAUGUUAGGAAAGUUAGGGGAAAAAAAGUCUAAUCCAGAAAAAAAAAAUUGUGCUUGAUUAUAUGUGCUGGUUAACAGUUGUAUAAUGACACUUUGAAGCAGGCUACAUGUAGUUUACUUUAGUUUUUAUAAGCCAUGUAGAGAGUCACCAUGGGUUAUCAGGGUGUCAGAGUCCAAUAUAAAUUAUACUAAGGGCUCCACAGAAUGAAAGCCAGCAAACCAAUUGCAAUUGCAUUAAAUGUAUUCGAAGUGUAAUAGUGUAGUAAUUAACUAAACAAAAUCCUGUGUGCAGCAGUGAAAUACAGUACAGUAAGAAAAUCAAAGUGUACUAAAAAUGAUAUGCAGCAAUCAGCCAUGGCAAUCCAGGACCUCAGUGUAACAGUGCAUUGAUUUGGAAAUACAGUGGUAUGGGGAUGGUGGUGGCCACAUUUGUAAUGCAUAGUUAGUUUGCUUUCUGUUAAAGGUGCAAAGCCCCAUACUCCCUGUCCUGUAUUUAAGUUAAAAUUAAAAUCUGAUAAUUGUGAAACUGUUUUAGACUGUUGUAAAGGAGCCAACGACAGCAGAGAAAGUAAAAAUGUGUUCUUUUGAAAAGAGGGAGGUUAAAAAAUGAAUGUGGUAUACAUUUCAUUAGGAAAAAGUAGCUUACAUUUUUCUUUUUGGUGUUCCGUUACUUUUUCAUAAUGUUUGCAAUUAUUCUUGGUGGUUCUUAGUGACUACACAAAUAUAUUGUUUUAGGUGUUAAGGUUUAACUUUGAGUUGUAGUUGCCUGUCAUGGACAUAUGUAAUGCAGGCUAGAUCAGCCCAAGUGUGUCUAUAUACUGUAUUAGUAAGCACCAUCUAGUGCACAGCAGUGUAUUGCCAGCAAAACUGAAGAUCAUUUAGUAAGUAUUUGAUUACCUUUGCUCUUCUGCUGAAGAGGAUCAAUGUUCAAAUUGUAAAUGACCUCUUUUUGAGUUUUCAAUUAAGGGUUUAUCAUUGAAAUCAAUAUAUUUUGAUUGUCUUAUUUGUAAUACAGUGCCGUUUUCAGAACGGUAAAAGAAACAUGUUUUUUUAAGUACAUUUGCAGCCGGUGUCACAGACCGUGAUUAACACUGAUCUUGAAUUAACAUACCUAAAAUAACAGGAGAGGAUCCAGGUCAAUCUGUGAUAUCUGCUGCUUAAACCCAGGGGAGCUACACCAGUUACUGAGACACAACAAGGUUGUGUCUAGUUCUCUUCAGAGAAAAGGAUACUGGUGUGUGGCUACAUUUAUAUUGAAAGUAUAUUGCGGUAUGAAUGACUGUCUUCAUUGCGCAAUUUAGAUGAAAAACUUUUAACUCAAUUUCAUUUUAGAUACAGAACAGUUGUGCUGAAAUAUACAUAGAUGGUACAAGCUUUUUCACAGUGCUAGCAUUUUUGUAUUU